AUGAGCACAUCAGUUUUACAGAGUGAAUUUAUAACUAAAUAUCCUUACCUGAAUUACUCGAAUAAUUCUGAAGCUGAUAAUCCUAAUAAAGAAGUAAACUCAAAUUCAUUAUUGAGUAAUUCUUCUAGUACUUAUAUUCCAUUAUCAGAUUCUCCUUGUAUAGUAAAUUCAUCACCUAAAUCCCCAGUUUGUAUAUCACCUACAAAAUCCUAUUCAUCUUCUACUGGAAAUUGGAUGUACCAAUGUAAUAAAGGUUGGAGAUUUUAUCCUACCAUUGAUAAUUUGGAGAUAGAAAAAAGCUAUCAAGAUGGAAGCCCUUCUAUUGAAUUAUAUCCAUAUAGAAUAGACUUUUUAAGAUUUAUACAAGUAAAUAUGAAUACUGGAAAAGUGAGAUCUAUUAUUCGUGAUGGAAUAAAACCAAAGAAUAUUUGCACAAUAAAAGGUAAAGAUGAUUUUGAUGAGAUAAAAACAAGAAUAUAUCAAUUGAAUAGCAAUAAUAAAGUUGGUUAUUUAACUAAUACACUAAAUAACGAAGAUUCUUUUAGUUCUUUAUUAGUUGAACCCAUAUUUUCAAGUAUUGCUAAUGGUACUUUUGACUUUUUAAAUAAUAUUAUGAAAUCUAUAAAUUUUGGGAAUUCAACAGAUUCAGAAAGUGAUUGUAUAGAAGAUGGAGAUUCUACUAAUAAUACUGAAUAUGAUGGUAGUGGGAGUGUUUAUUUAAGUGCUAAUUCAUUAACUGGUAUAUCUAAUUACCAAAUUCCUAUAAAAUAUAAAGAUAAAAUUUCUAUAAAUUCUCCAAAUAGAAUAAAUACAUCUACUCCUUUGAUAUUAACUCCUUGUAACUCACCUAAUACAGGAUCUGCAAUUGUUACUCCUACAAAUACAAAUAAUCAAUUAUUUGGUAAACCUAUAUGUUCUUAUACAACUAAAAAUAAUUAUAUUCCAUGUACUCCAAGACAUAAACAGAAUUUAUUAAUUCAAUCACCUUGUAAUUCUAUAUUUCCUUCUAAAUAUUCAUCUGUAGUACCUUUGAAUGGACAGGAUGUUACUACAAAUAGAAGCCCAGUCAGAAUUUCUCCUUUAAUGAAUCUAUCUCCUAUAUCAAAUGAUUUCACUAAAGCUUUAUUUAGUUCAGUGAAUUUAUCUCCUAGUCCAUCAAUACAAUCACCAGAUAAAAUAGAAGAUUACUCUAAGUUAAAAUAUAUGUCUCCACCAAAAUUAUUUUCUAAUACCCAGAUUUCCAAAUCAAAAUUAGAUUAUUCAAAAUCAUUUUUAGGUGGUAAUUUAGAGGUAGAUAACAAACCAGAGAACUUUGAGAUACUAAACUCUUUUCAACCAUAUAAAUAUAGGAGAACUGUUGGUAUUGUUAGUUCAAAGUCAUUUUUAACGAAAUCUUGCUCUACAAAUGAUAAGAAAUUAGUUAGAUUUAACAAGCUUUCUCCAAUUGUUAAAGAGAGCUGUGAUAAAUUUAUGAAUUUGGGAGAUGUCAUAUCUCUUCCAAAUGAGACUGAUAUGUAUUCUAUAAAGGAACAAUGUGACAAACCUGAAGUUCAAUUUUCUAAUGAAGAUAAAUCAAUACCAGGUUUAGACAUUACUGAUAUAGAAGACUUAUUUUCUCCCAAAUUACCAGAAAUAAAUAAAGAUUCAGAUUUUCCCGAAUAUGAUGAUAAAUAUUCAAAUGUUGAGGGAAUUAAUCAUUACAAUGAUUUAUAUGAUCAUCCUACAUCAGAUGAUGAUUUUUCAUCUGGUCUAUCUUUAAAUUUUCCAUUAUCUCAUAUAUCAUAUAUGGAUGAGGAUUUGUUAUCUAUGGAUUAUGAACUUAACAAGAAAAAGUCAAUAUCAAAAUAUCUUGGUUCAAUUCAACCUAAUAUAUUUAAUGAAAAUUAUCAUUCUUUUUCUCCUUCAAAUAAUUUGGGAACUACAGAUCCUAAUUUAAGUAGGGUUAUAGAUUUAAGAAAUAUAAAUCCUUCUAAUGGAGUUCCUUAUGAGAUUAUUUGGUGGUCUAACCAUAGUAUAAAAUCUCUGUUUGUUCAAUUAGAUUGUGAUAUUGGAUAUUCUUUACCUUUUCAGGCUCCUAUAGAGCUAUUACCUCUUUUACAUCCUUUACUUAAAGGUUAUAUGGAUACUCCAAGUAAUUUAAGUCAAAUAAAAAAUGAAACAAAUGAACCUUGUUCAGUUCUUAUGGGUCUUAAAAAUCUUGAAAUAAAAUUUUUGAAACCUUCUAUAGGCGAAUAUUCUAAAAUUUCAGAUUUUUGUUACAAGGAGCUUAAAAAUGUAACUCCAACUAUACUAGAUCAGUUUGAAAUAUCUCAAUCAGUCCUACCAAUAUCUAUAUUUUCAUUAUUAUUGACUAGAUUUCCAGUACCAGCAGCCAAUACAUUCUUAUUUUCUUUUAUAUGUAAUGAUGAUUCAUAUCCACAUUCUGGGAUGCAAACUAUACAGAUUUUGAGUUUUCAAUUACAAAAAAAGACUUGUAUGAAUUCUAAGUAUUUAACAAAUUCCUGGAAUAAAGAUAAAGUUGGAAAUCUAAAUGAUUCAAGUUGUAGUCAUAUUCAUUUAGAUUCUCAUAGAAGUAAUUCUCUAAAAGUUUGCCCAUGGCUAGCUAUUUCAAAUAUUAUUGAUGAAUUUAUUUUAAGGACUCCAAUUGUAGUGAAGUGUGUAUUAGAUCAUUGCAAUAUUAUGAUCAUUCCUUCAAAUGUUUAUUGCAACUAUAAAUCAACGAAAAAUAAUGAAUUUAAAGAAUAUGAUUUUGUAAUUUUAACAUUAAAUUUACUUAUUCCACUUCUAAUAAUUCAUUCUCAAUGUUUACAAAAUAUCGUAAUUGGAGAUAAUAAACCAUUUUCAAAAGAUAAUUCGGAUUUAUUUAUAAAUAUUAAUACUAAAAUAAGGAUAGAUGCAAUGAUUUUGUCAUGUAGGUAUCUCCCUUGUACAUUUCCAAGUAUACGAAAUAUAGAUUUAGUUCUUGAUCUGAAUUUAGAUAAUACAAAUAUUGGUUCUACUCUACUUUCAAAAAAAAAUAUAUUAUAUUCAAAUUCUUUAUCUAUUACAAGUGACGAGGAAAUCCCAACAAAUCAAAAAGAUAAUUUACAUAAUAAUAAUUUACCAGAAAAUGACAUUUCUAUAUUUGAACCAUAUCAUGAAAAUUUUAUCUCUGAGCUAAACAACUUAGUUAGAGAGUGGAUGAAUGAAUUUAUUGAAUGGUUUGAUAAAUAUGUUGGAGAUUCUAUAGAGUAUAUAGAAAUUACUCUUUAUUUAUCUUUGCGUUGUAUUGAAGGAAAUAUCCAAGAUUAUUUUAUAUUGCAGAAUCGUAAUUUGCAUGAAACAAAUGUUAAAAUUGACUUGUUAAUGGGUAAUAGUGAUGAUAUUUCUACUCAUUUUGAACAGAUUUCUCAAGAUUUCGCUAAUAAUAUAAAGGAAUGCAGAAAUAAUAUUAAAAAUUCAAAUUUAAGUAUCCUUAUUUCUCCUAUAUUGGCUAAUUUACUUCUUGAUAUUACUAUUUCCAAUUCAUUUAGUAGACUAAGUACACCGAAGUCAUAG
This is a messenger RNA of Cryptosporidium muris RN66, 3537 nucleotides long. RefSeq names its product WWE domain-containing protein. The record is from RefSeq and is a predicted model, not a curated record. NCBI's taxonomy places the organism in Eukaryota, Apicomplexa, Conoidasida, Eucoccidiorida, Cryptosporidiidae. Bases 1 to 3537 code for a protein of 1178 amino acids. The transcript has a single exon.